Messenger RNA from Corythoichthys intestinalis (scribbled pipefish), 4560 nucleotides. RefSeq names its product ADP-ribosylation factor-like 4aa (gene arl4aa). Gene Ontology annotation, cellular component: cytoplasm; plasma membrane. The record is from RefSeq and is a predicted model, not a curated record. Bases 2450 to 3052 code for a protein of 200 amino acids. The transcript has 2 exons. NCBI's taxonomy places the organism in Eukaryota, Metazoa, Chordata, Actinopteri, Syngnathiformes, Syngnathidae. Gene Ontology annotation, biological process: intracellular protein transport; vesicle-mediated transport. Gene Ontology annotation, molecular function: GTP binding; GTPase activity.
UUUCCCCCACUCCCUCUGCGUGUGCAGUGCCCCCCUCCGCCUGUAAUAAAAACAGGUUUACGUGUUAGGUUAAGCUCGACUGCAGGUAUGCAACAAAAAUACACAUUAACGCGAUCAGAGAAAUGAAAUACAAAAAUAUGAAACGAUGUAGGAUUAUUUGUUAGGUAAAGGAUUUAUUUAAAGAAUGCUUUGUAAUGUUUAGGUCAAUAGCCUUAUACAAAGUGGCAGUGUCUUUUAUGUCCUUCCACGCAACAUUUUAACCGUUGGCUCAUGUUUGAUUUUUGUGUUAAACCAGCGUUGCAUAAUACAUUUUUUUGUUGUCUUUUGAAUGACAUAAUGUUUAGUUAAGAUAGUCUUCCACAAAGCAUUAUUCUCUCGAAGGGUGACUCACUGUAACAGGUUUUAUUUUUAAGGUGGUGCUCUGCAUGCAGUAGAAGUCGAAAUGUUUGAAAUGUAUUUAUUAGGGAGUGAGGUUUUAGGAAUAUGUGUAACAAAGUCAAGUGUUGUAUGUUCAUGCAAAUGCAAGUUUUGAGUAAAGAUUUUGUUUACCAGGAAGGAUCAGUUCCGUGCAUGAAGUAAAACUGGUUUCGCUUCUACAGAGUCGCACAACCUGGGAACUAGUCCAAAUUUGGGAUUUCCUUGUUGCUAAGAAAUUUGAAUUUUGUUGAACCCUUUGCCAGUGGUUUGAUAUAUCGUCACAAAAUUUUGUAACUGUUUGUUUUAUAAAGGCUGUUCUGUGUUCUCUCCCUUUCCAAUGAGAAUCGAGUCCUAAAACUGCGUGGAAAGAUUGUAACUAGGAAAUUAUCUAACCUAUUGACAGCCGCUGACGAUGAUUGACAUCUAAUCCAUUUUGACAGGGAGGCUGACAGCAAUCAUUAAACAUGAGCAUUCGCUGCCAACAUUCCUAGUUCACACAGAUUAAUAAUCUGUAGGGCUGCAGCUAUCGAUUAUUUUAGUGGUCGAUUAAUCUAUCAACUAGUUGGUUCAAAUAAUUGAGUAAUGGGAUUAGGAACAUUUAAUGCAUUGCAGAAUAAAUUUUAGGAGAUGUAAAACAAAUGCUUAUAGCCUUAAAUAGUAUGAAAAAAUAAAAUAAAUGAGGAUCCAAGUACAACUAAAGAACAAUUGGCUAAUUUGCAUAGCAAAAGUCUGCUAUCUUAAAUGCAAUAAAAGGCUAACUUACUUUUACAAUGCUCUUAAUAAAUCGUUCAAACACAUAUUCCCACAAAAAAUGUCUAAAUAUUAGAGGCGUGCAAAAUUUCAGAUAAUUGCAUUAUUCGAUAGAGGCAUGCAAAAUUUCCGAUUCUGAGAUUAUUUGCGAUUCGGCCGUAGAAGAUUUGAGGAGGAUUCACAAACAUCCAAAUUCCGAUUAUUGAAUUAUACCAGGUAGAGCAGAAAUAAAAUGCAGUCAACGCGGUCUUCGGAACGCAAUGAGGAACGGACAGAGAGUAAAUAUCAUGUGCAGCUAAUGCCGCUAGGUAAAAAAAAAACAAUAAUACCUGACUGCGGCCGUCAGCCGCUAAACAGCAUCCAGUUGCUAGUUGCUACAAACAUACGGCAACAUACGGCUAUGGUAGAUAUCACAUAUAUCUAGACUAGAUGUGAAAUGACACUUUCCCGCGCUAGUAAACAGGCGCCAUCUUAAAGCAGUAGACUUCUCUAGAAGGCUCUGUUGUAGGGAACCUAAUUACUUUUGAUCUAAAAUACCCCUAAAUCAGCAAAAUCUUGACUUGAAGCUAUCUUUUAAUGGUGAAACAGUUUUAAAACUUUCUCAUGUCGAAAUUAGACAUGAGGGAAAUUAUGGAAUAACGGUCGCAAUUUUAACAACUUUAACGGUUGAUUCACAACAUUAAAUUAAUUGAAUGUAGUUUAAAGCUGCUGAUACAGAAUGGGGACUUGUGUAUUUUAUUUACUGUUUUUAACCGGUAACUCGAUACCAAAAUAGUAGUUUGGUUUAUUUAGCCUGAGAGGAUUUUUGAACAAUUUUGGAACAAAUAUACAAAACAUUUAAAAAAAAAAAAAAAAAAAAAUGGGGCGAGGGGGGCAUCAAUAAUCGAUUUAUAAUCGAAUCAGAGUCUCUGAAUCGUAAUCGAAUCGUUAGGUGCCCAAAGAUUCCCACCUCUAGUAUUCGCUAUUCGGUCGGAGAAAAUUCGAGAACGAUUCACAAACCGAAUUCCGAUUAUUGAAAUAUGCCUAAUAAAUGGAACUAAAUCACAGUCAGCGCGGUCUUCGGGAUGCAGUGAGGAACGGACCAACAACUUGCGCCGCUAAAUGAAAAAAAAAAACAAUACCUGACUGCCGCCGAGAGCCGCUUCAAACAACACCCAAACAACGUUGCUACAAACUACGUCCUCAUACUACUACGGUUCCUGCUGCAGCCAUUUUGGAUUGUAUAAUUACACUGAGGAUUGGCACGUAAAAGUCAGCUGUGAUCCCUUCCCCAUGAGGAAAGAUGGGGAAUGGCUUCUCGGAACAACCUAGCUUCAUGUCGAGCAUCCCUUUCUUCCAAUCGUUCCACAUCGCAAUCCUCGGGUUGGACUCUGCUGGAAAGACCACCGUGCUGUACCGGCUUCAGUUCAAUGAGUUUGUCAACACUGUGCCCACCAAGGGCUUCAACGCAGAGCGGGUGCGAGUGUCCCUGGGAGCCCAGCGCACUGUGACCUUCCAGUUCUGGGACGUGGGCGGUCAGGAGAAGCUGCGGCCGCUGUGGAAAUCGUACACCCGCUGCACGGAUGGUAUCAUCUUCGUGGUGGACUCUGUGGACGCCGAGCGCAUGGAGGAGGCCAAGACGGAGCUCCACAAGAUCGCAAAGUCUUCGGAGAACCAGGGGGUGCCGCUCUUGGUGGUGGCAAACAAGCAGGACUUAAGGCACUCCCUAGGGCCGGCGGAGAUCGAGAAGCUCCUGGCGCUCAAGGAGCUAAGCCCGGCCACACCAUGGCACCUGCAGCCCGCCUGCGCCAUCAUCGGGGACGGACUCCGGGAGGGUCUUGACCGACUCUAUGACCUGAUCCUCAAACACCGGAAGGCCAUCCGGCAGCAGAGGAAGAAGCGAUAAAGACUGUGAGUUACAAAUGAAGGAUUGUCUGGAGUUGAAUCUGGCGUCUACGUUGUUGUCUCAGUUCUCUGAGCUGAAAGGUUUGUCGGGCUGUGUUCACACUUGUCACAUUUAAAACAAAACCCGAGUUCCAGUCCUCUCUAGUGCGGUUUCGUUUGGUCAAAUGAAACUCCGGUGUGGAACAGAAAAGCGGAUCUGGGUUUAGCUAAGUGUUAACCUUCUCACAUGACCUGAGACCACUUGAAGACUCGGUCUCGGUUCAGUUUCAAAUUAACUGGCACAGUUUGGUUCACUCGCGGUCAAGUGUGAAGACUUCACAGACCAAAAGGGGAACAGAGACCGUUUUUUUCGCUUCAGGCAGCUUUUUCCCAAAUGUGGUGCCACCCGUUUGAUACACAUCAUAAAAGACUUGGUCGAAGGCCUGGUCCUGGCCUGGACUCUGGUAUGGUUCAGUUUACCAGCGCUCAAGUUUGUAGUCUAAACAGGCCAGACGCAUUUGGUGAAAUGGGAUGUCACUCAUCGGCUAUACAGUGGUCAAGAGUUGGUCUUUGCAAGUAAACUGCCACGUUUAUUUAGUGGCGCUCAAAUGAAAAGGCUUCAGAGAUUAAGGAAAUGGACUGUGGCGAUCUGAAGACUUGGUCUCAGUCCAAUUGGAAGCGAACUCUGGAACGGUUCAGUUCCUACUAGUAACUCAAGUGUGAAUGCUUUAGAGAACAAGGAGGCUGACUGAGACCACUUAUAGACUCUGUCUCGGUCAUCGUGAAUGCUACGUGGACAAAAAAGAAGCAAAGACUCAGACCAAAUAUGUCUCUGGUCUGAACCGGAGUACCAAACUAUUAGUGUGAACACAGAUUCCCAGUGUGCAUUCACACUUUUGUUACACUUGGCUCCGAAAAACCAAACAUGUGAAUGCCACUUUCAAAUGAGGAGAUGGAGAGCCUCCCAAUAGGAGCAGCGCCACCUGGACCAACACCGCUUUUAAAAUGACGGCAAAAAAAAGUAGCAAGUGUGAACACAACCUUUUAGUCACAUUGACCAUGCUGGAUCAGGAAGUGAUGCAUAAAGGAACAAAGUAUGACGGUGAGAAAGUUCUAGACAAGUGUGGGUUUUGAAGAAGUGAUCAAAUUUGCAGAAGGUUUGCGGUAUGGAUGGAAUGUUGGUACAAGAUGGUUGUUAUGCUCUAUUCUUACCAAAAAAAGAAUAUUUUAAAGAGAGAUUAGUAGAUGAAAUGUUCAAUUUUUUCCAUUUUUUUUUACAUUUGAUACUUUCUAAUCGUGAAAGCAAAGUAUUAUCAAUUGGUUUUGUUGCGCUCUUCUAUCACCCACCGAAAGCACUUUAGACGAUCACUUUUCAUGGAGUUUACAGUUUGUUAGAUGAACUUUUUAAAUACGCAUAAUUUGACAUGUUUGGACAGAUGCCGUUUUCAGACUGUUGUCAUGAGAAUUUUGUGGGGGGGAUAAAUAAAGACCUAUUUAGUGCACUGGUGAAAAUGCUGUCAAGUCUGUUAU